CGUUGCUUGCCAACGCCGCAAAUACCGUCGACCAAUAGCGUCACCUCCAUUUACCCGCCGACGACGAUGAGCAGCCAAGCUGCAGCCCAACAAUCUUCAUCGGCGGAGGCCAUACCUAAGGUGGCUGAACUUGGUACAACAAGUGCUCCCCUCAAGAGCGCGGCAUUCUUCAUCGGCGCAUACUGCAAGGAAUAUAAUGAGGAUUUCAUGUUAUGCAAAGACGAGAACCGAGACCCCGCUCAUUGCCUGAAGGAGGGCCGACGAGUGACGCGAUGCGCAACGGAAUUAAUAACAAAGCUCCGUGAAAACUGCCUGCAACAAUUUGAGGCGCACUGGGCGUGUCUUGAGCAGAACAAUCAACAAUAUUACCGUUGUCGCCCAGCAGAGCAUUCGCUCAACUCUUGCGUGUUCGAGAAGCUGGGUCUCGCCAAAACGAUUCCGGGAACUCCCGAAGGUCGUAUACCAGUACACGAAGACAGAAACCCCACCCUGAAACGACAGCAAAAGUAG
Messenger RNA from Mycena indigotica, 510 nucleotides. RefSeq names its product NADH-ubiquinone oxidoreductase. The record is from RefSeq and is a predicted model, not a curated record. Lineage: Eukaryota; Fungi; Basidiomycota; Agaricomycetes; Agaricales; Mycenaceae. The coding region runs from base 67 to 510 and encodes 147 amino acids. Gene Ontology annotation, biological process: mitochondrial electron transport, NADH to ubiquinone. The transcript is spliced from 5 exons.